Rhagoletis zephyria (snowberry fruit fly) is the source of this 4161-nucleotide messenger RNA. RefSeq lists its product as uncharacterized. NCBI's taxonomy places the organism in Eukaryota, Metazoa, Arthropoda, Insecta, Diptera, Tephritidae. Gene Ontology annotation, molecular function: zinc ion binding; nucleic acid binding. The record is from RefSeq and is a predicted model, not a curated record.
AUGCAGCGUUCGCCAGUACGCCGUAGUCCACGUCUUCAUUCCGAGGACCUUACACAAGUUCCUCAAAACACAGGAGACAUCGCCAAAGUUACUGAGGCAUGCAACAAAACCACUGAAAUAUCAGCCAGUACUAUCAUGAUGAACCCCACAGUCUCGGCUGCAGUAGCAGAAGCAUCAAUCGCCAAUGCAUCCCAAAGCCCCACCGCCGCCGCAGUCACUACAACGAUACCAUUCCGCACUCCAGCUGUACCAGAUGAUAUCAGAAGCGUAGUGCAUUGUACAUAUACUAGCUCUCAGGCUAGCGGCCCUUGCAAUAUCGCCACGCCAACAGCAGCCAGCAGAGUAUUACCAAUUCUUGCAAGUGCACCGACAACUAUUAACGCCGCCGAGGAGAGCAUGAUUUUUCUGAUGCAAAGGCAAAUUGCUAACCUAGAACUGCAGCUGAAACAUGCACAAGCCAGGAUAACAGAGAGUGAACAGCAACGACAAAGACUGGAGCCUUCCGCCAUUACAUCAUAUGCCUUGCCGUAUUCCAGACCACUAGAUGCAAGGGAUUUCGCUGUAGCGAAUAACGCUUCUUCCACCUUUUCGCAUAACGGUCACGUAAUCACACGACAUAACGGGACUUCAGGCAUGCAAAGUUACAUCGGAACGAUAGCUAAUUCGUUAAAUGGACUACAAUAUACCGCUCCGCCAAUAAACAUGCAAAGCCAUAUGCAUAUGGCGAGUGCAAAUCCGUCAUCAAGCGUAAUUAGUCCUACAAUCACACCGCACUCGGCAUAUAGCCAAGCGAUAAGUAACACCCCUCAGAGCGUCAUCCAACCUCCGCGGAAGCUCAUGGACCUGCCAGAAUUUUCUGGGCAACCGGAAGAUUGGCCAGUGUUUCACACUGCAUACACUGAGUCAACAAUAGCAUACAACUAUUCCAACUUCGAAAACAACCAACGCCUGAACAAGUGCCUAAAGGGUAGUGCGAGGGAGAGCGUCAAGUCUCUCUUGAUCCAUCCUAAUAAUGUUGGAGCUAUAGUCGAGCAGUUACGUGUCCGCUUUGGACGUCCAGAACAACUAGUAAGGAGCCAGCUGAAAGCCGUACGAGACAUGCCAUUUGUUUCCGAAGCAGCUAUUGGAAAGAUAGUGCCAUAUGCUACUGCGACAAAAAAUCUUACCGUAUUCCUACAGUCCAUUGGAGAAGAAAAGCACUUGGUCAAUCCAACAUUAUUGGAGGAACUAGUGAAUAAAUUACCGCUUAGUAAACGCCUUGAGUGGGCAAGGUAUUCUGCCACGAUUCAGCCGUAUCCUACUAUCAUUAACUUCAGUGACUGGUUAUCAGAGAUUGCCAGUUUUGUCCAAAUGGUGCAAGAUAGUGAAUGCCGUGAACCCAGACGUCGUGCAGUGUUGCACACUAACGGAGAACGCUCGAUAAAAUGCAUCAUGUGCCAUGGUUUGCACAAGGUGUCCGAAUGCAAGAAAUUCUUAGAUGCCACCGUCGCCGAAAGAUGGGAGCAAUCCAAACGUCGUCGACUAUGCUUCAGUUGCUUGAACGUAGGUCAUGCCACGCGAGAUUGUCGUCUCCGUAAGCAAUGUAUGGUUCAUGGAUGUCAACGGCAGCACCACCGCCUUUUACACGAAGGCAACGCCAGCCCGGUGGAACUCGUUGGUCCAGAUUCCUCGAGUGGCAGCACUGCAGUCCUCAGUUGUUCAGCACAAGCUUCCCGUCGUUUAUUGUUUCGUGUGGUUCCAGUGACACUGUAUGGACCGAGCAAGCGUGUGAACUCAUACGCACUAUUAGAUGAAGGAUCGUCAAUAACGAUGAUGGAUAAAUCCCUUCUAGAGGAAUUGGGAUUGCAUGGUCACACGCGUGAAGUUGACAUUCAGUGGUUUGGUGGAAAUGCUGUGAAAGAACAAGUAGCAGUAGUCAACCUGUACAUAAGCGGCGUAGGCAUGAAGAAGCGCCACUUUCUUCGCAACGUUCACGGGGUCGACAAACUUGACUUACCAAUGCAGAGCCUCAACGAAAGGGACAUCCGCAACGCCACCAGAUAUCGGGACAGAAUACCAGUGACGCCUUAUGAGAACGUAGUGCCAAAAGUGUUAAUCGGCUUAGAUCAUUGUCAUCUAGGCUUGCCCACUAAAACUAUGCCGUCGAACCACAACGGCCCAUACGCAGCCUUCACUGAUUUAGGUUGUGUCGUGUUCGGUCCAUGCAGUAUUUCUCCGCGCGUCAGUCCAACGUGCCUCCAUAUUAGCAAUGCUUUUGAUCACCAGAUCCAUAACAUGGUAGCCGAGUAUUUUAGCAUUGAGUCAUUCGGAGUGAAAGCAGCACCGCCUGUCAAGAGCGCAGCCGAUCAACGCGCGAAGAGAAUGCUUGAAGAAACUACUGUGAAAGUUGACGGACGAUUUCAGACCGGGUUGUUGUGGAGACGUGACAACAUCAAACUGCCCGAAAGCUACAACAUGGCUCUCCAACGUUUAGUCGGUAUCGAACGCAAAAUUGAGCGAAACAAGAACUUCGGUAAAGAGUAUCGCAACAUCGUUAAAACGUACAUUAACAAAAAAUACGCCCGCAAGCUAGAACCGCACGAAGUCGUAAAAUGUAAUGAAAGGACUUGGUACCUUCCGCAUUUCGCCGUGGCUAACCCACGUAAGCCCGGAAAGUUACGACUUGUCUUCGACGCAGCGGCUACCACUGAUGGAGUAUCUUUGAACUCACAACUGCUUAAAGGUCCUCAGCAAUAUCGACCGUUAGUAUCGGUCCUAUUUCACUUCAGAGAGGGCGCAUUUGCGGUUUGCGCCGACAUCCAGGAAAUGUACCAUCAAGUCCUAAUCCGUCCAGAAGACAGAUGUGCUCAGAGAUUUUUGUGGCGCGAUGCUGAACGCGGGAAGGCGCCGGAGGUCUACGAAAUGACUGCGAUGACGUUUGGCGCAGCAUGUUCGCCGUGUGCAGCUCACUACGUGAAAGUCAAAAACGCCUUAGAACAUCGCUCCCAUGAUCCGCGAGCCAUCAGAGCCAUCACCGAAUACCACUACGUGGACGAUUACGUGGACAGUUUCGAUUCUGAAACACAAGCCAUACAGAUAGCCCAACAAGUCCGAGAUAUACACAAGGAUGCUGGUUUUAAUCUGCGAAAGUUUACGUCGAACUCUACAAAGGUCGCCGAAGCACUAGGUGGUGUGAAGAGAGCGUUACCAAUCUUAUCUAAAGAAGGUGCAGAAUUUGAGAAGGUCUUGGGAAUGUUAUGGCAACCGCCGGAUGAUAGUUUCGCAUACCAGUUGGAAUUUUAUAGAGUCGAUUCGUCAGUGAUCGAAGGCAAGCGUAUUCCCACCAAAAGAGAAUUAUUGAGCAUAGUAAUGUCAAUAUUCGACCCGUUGGGAUUCCUCAGUCACUUUACUAUCUCCGCAAAGCUGGUGUUACGCGAGCUCUGGAAGCGAAGUAUAGGUUGGGAUGAACCAGUUCCCAACGAAGUCAAUGCUAUGUGGUGCGUCUUUCGUAAGCAAUUGCUGAAAGUUGUUGAGUGCAGAGUUCCGCGCCACUAUUUUCAAAUGGGUCCAUCUAGGGAACUACAGCUGCACGUAUUUGUAGACGCCAGCGAGAACGCAUUCAGCGCAGCAGCCUACUGGAGAUCGGAGAAUAUGAAUCGCAUCAUCGAGGUGUCGCUUGUCUAUGCCAAGACUAGGAGCGCACCCAUUAAGCCGCUCACCAUUCCCCGACUCGAGCUACAAGCAGCUGUGUUAGGAACUCGCAUGAUGACUACUAUAAUAAGUGAACAUAGCGUUCGAGCCAACCGAUGUGUUAUGUGGAGCGAUUCCAAAACGGUUCUUAAGUGGUUAUUUAGUAAACACCGCCGCUAUAAACCGUUCGUGGCACACAGGAUAGCUGAAAUUCUCGACGUCACUAAGCCGUCCGAUUGGAGAUGGGUUCCGACGAACCAAAACGUGGCUGACGAGGCAACGCGACCCAACAAGGCAAUAAAUCUCAGUCCUUCGUCCCGCUGGUUCACUGGCCCUGAGUUUCUGUACAACAACGAGCAACUCUGGCCAAAGGACGCUGACGUCGCUGAUGAAGCUGAAGAUGACGAGGAAGAGAUUCGCACAAAAUUUGCCUUCAUUGUCAUUAAGAAGAGUAGUUGCCUGGGUGAUACGGUUCCUCCACUAUUGCCGUAG